Molecule: messenger RNA, 996 nt
Organism: Aspergillus viridinutans
Lineage: Eukaryota; Fungi; Ascomycota; Eurotiomycetes; Eurotiales; Aspergillaceae
Exons: 1
Coding region: 1-996 (331 amino acids)
Source: RefSeq, a predicted model, not a curated record
AUGUCUGAUGGAAAGCUCAUCAAUGGUAAGAAGGAAGGCGACCUCCCCACGACGGGAAAUGAACAGAAUGAGCUGCUCGCCAACAUCAACAAGUGUAUCAUUGGCUUCGCCCUCCCCGCCCUGUGGCGACAAUCUGGCUCGUACACAUUUAUUAUCGACGCGGGUCACGCUUGUAAUGAAGACAAGGAUCUCAGCGACUACCUUGACAACGACACGAUGGGCGCCACGGGUGUCUGUGUAAACAACUGGCAGUACUACCUGGCGUAUCCGGACGGCGAUGCAACAAAAUGCACCUGCGAGCGCGUCACCGAUGUCGGCCCCUGUCAGACAAUCUGCAGAGACCAGAAGUUCUCUGCGCCCAAGGGAAUCGAGUACAUCCCCGACGGGCAUAACUACAACGGCAUCACGAAGACCGAGCUGGUCAAGGGCUCCGUCCGCACCUGGAUCGGAAAUGGCAGGGAGAACGGCGCCAAGGUGGGAGACCCGACCAACGAGGGCACCAUGUCCGACCUGAUGGAGGUCGACGUCACGAGCCCCGGCUUCAUGCGGAUCCCUGUCUGCAGCCCCGAGCGCGCCUUCCAGUCCUGGGACACGGCCAACAAGGACUCGAGCCCGAACUGGCCCUGCGAUAUCCCGCCGGGCAAGGACGAGUGCGGGGACUCGACCUUUGUGGACCAGACGAGCGACGCAUCGCCCAAGGUUGAGGACUGCCGCCAGGUCAUCAAGAACAUCGAGGGUGAUGGCAGCACCGGCUGGAUCACCCAGGUUGUCGGCCAUAACCAGCGCGAGAUUGCCAGUCAUGCAAGCUGUCAUUUCGGCGUCGAGGCUACCAAGACUGACGGCAACGUCAACUUCAAGGCCGGCGGCCAGGAUGUCAUUGAUAUCAUCAACAACGCUAUUGCUCAGUUUGGUAGGGAUGGGGUGAUUGGUGCAAAGGGUGAUAUGAAUUGCAACGGCAAUAUAAAGAGCCAGCCGGUUCUGUGGGGGAUGUACUAG